ACCAAACAAUGAGCAACUUGACAGACUCCAUCACAGAUUUCAUCCUCAUUGGAUUUCCUGGACUUCAAGACUACAACAACAUUCUGUUUGGCUUCUUUUUGGCUCUGUUUUUGGUCACCUGUAUUGGAAACCUUUGCAUCCUCGGUUUGGUAAUACUCGAUCAGCGGCUUCACACACCAAUGUAUUUUUUCCUCUGGAAUUUAGCUCUGUUAGACAUUCUUAUGGUAACAGCUAUCAUACCAAAACUGCUGGCUGUGUUUUUAGAACAUAAAAUGAUUUCCUUUGCUGCCUGCUUUGUGCAAAUGUAUAUGAUCAUCUCCUUUGGGACAACAGAAAUUUUACUUGUGGCAGCAAUGGCCUACGAUCGCUAUGUUGCAGUUGUUAAGCCUCUGCAUUACAAUGUAAUUGUAAAUCUCAAAACCUGCAUAGUAAUUGCAUCUACCGUUUGGAUGCUGGGAUUUCUCAUCCCAUUAAUACCUGUCACCAUGGCCUCUUACUUGCCAUUUUGUGCUUCAAAUCAAAUCAUGCACUGUUUCUGCGACUAUCCCACAGUGCUCUCAUUAGCCUGCACUGAUGUUUCAAGUCAUGCCACUGGUUCCUUGGGUUUUGUUAUAAUAUUUGUCUAUACACCUUUUAUAUUUGUGUUGUGGACAUACUUAAAAAUUAUAUCUUCUGUAAUUAAACUUAAGACAGAACAAAGUCACAAGAAAGCCUUCUCGAUGUGUUUUUCUCAUGUGAUUGUUGUGCUGCUCUACUACAUUUCCAGAGCCAUUGAUUAUAUUGCAUUGAGAAUAGACAACAUCUCUUAUGACGGACGUAUUUUGAUUGGAGGACUUAAUUAUUUUUUUACUCCCAUGGUUAACCCGAUGAUUUACAGCUUGAGAAACGAAAAGAUAAAGGCAGCGGCACAGAAGUAUUUCAGGAUUUACAUUCUCAUUCCAGAAAAAUGACACACUUCUGUCCGCAGUUUAUGAUACAAUCCUCUUAUAAUGACAGUUUUAAUAGUGUCAGCUUGUACUUUGAUUAUAAUUUACUCCAAAACACUGUACCUGUAACAAUUUAUAUUUCAAAUACUAGAAAAGUUUAUUACUAGUUCCAGU
Messenger RNA from Erpetoichthys calabaricus (reedfish), 1100 nucleotides. RefSeq names its product olfactory receptor 6N2-like. Gene Ontology annotation, biological process: G protein-coupled receptor signaling pathway. Gene Ontology annotation, cellular component: membrane. The record is from RefSeq and is a predicted model, not a curated record. NCBI's taxonomy places the organism in Eukaryota, Metazoa, Chordata, Cladistia, Polypteriformes, Polypteridae. The transcript has a single exon. Gene Ontology annotation, molecular function: olfactory receptor activity; G protein-coupled receptor activity. Bases 9 to 950 code for a protein of 313 amino acids.